Messenger RNA from Scatophagus argus, 7128 nucleotides. RefSeq names its product FYVE, RhoGEF and PH domain containing 4a (gene fgd4a). The transcript has 18 exons. Gene Ontology annotation, cellular component: cytoplasm. The coding region runs from base 2436 to 5045 and encodes 869 amino acids. NCBI's taxonomy places the organism in Eukaryota, Metazoa, Chordata, Actinopteri, Scatophagidae. Gene Ontology annotation, molecular function: guanyl-nucleotide exchange factor activity; metal ion binding. The record is from RefSeq and is a predicted model, not a curated record. Gene Ontology annotation, biological process: filopodium assembly; cytoskeleton organization.
GGCCAUCUAGGAAGUAUGCAGGGAACCAGAAAGUAGAUGGACAGCAUCAGUACAUGAUGUAUGAAUUUUAUGAGGCACAUGUUUAGGUUAAUGGAAUGUGAAAAGGACUGAAGGAGGAAACGUGGACAAAUAGGGACUUUUUGUAGCUGUAAAGGAAAACUUUCUGGAAGCUGCAUUUGCAAAGAAAGACACACAGUCCACCGUUCAAUUUAACUAAGAACUGAUUCUGUCUGCAGCUAAAGCAGUGUCUAACCACUACAUCAGUGGUUUUCAGUCUUUUAACUUUAUGACAAGUUGUUGCCUUAAUGUGGACAUUAACUGAGAGUAUUUUUCUGAGGAUUUCUAGGCUAAAAACAUACAUAUUCACAGAAUUUUACAAGAAAAAAUGAAAAGUUAAAGCAUCGGCAACAUGGGUCAAAUGAUUUUGUGUGUUAUGACAAGGGUCACUUGUAAUGACAAACACUGAGAAACACUACAAACACCACAAGACCAACUCUACAGUUCCCCCUCUGCUCUGUGGAGCCCAUUAGUGUCUUUCAACAGCUUAUUUUGUUUUUUUCAGCCCACAGAAUUCAAGUUUAUGCUACUUGCUCAGCACCCAACAGUAGAUAUUGUGCAUUUUGCAUCCAGCUGUAAGAUGUUGGUGAAGUCUUAAAAAAGAGCUGCAAAUAAAAUGAAUAUUGCAUUUGUCCACACAUACUGUAUAUAAACUCUGCAGUGUGAUAAUAUGCCAAUGUUGUGUUUACAGCUUGUGCUUCCAGUUUUCAACAAAUCAAUUAAUACAGCUUUAUGGAGACUAUAAUCAAUAUUUUAUAUAUUUUAUAUGAUUACUAGGGUGUGAAAAGGAUUGCCUGCAGUGAGGAGGCCACAGAGAAUUAUCAUCUGACUGUGCAGCUCAUUGUUUGCAUUUCCCAUUUCCCCUUUACCAAAUUUACAGUGGCUUUUUCAACCACAGCAGGCAGCUGUUUCAGCUAAAAAAGCUCAGCGCUAAACAGAUACAUGAAUUUGGUGACUAGCUGGUGAACUGGUGAAAGUAUUAAGUGAGCAAAGAGCCUGAUAUUUCCCUCAGGAUUUAGUGGAAACCAAACUGAAGCCACAAAGGAGAGUGAAUAUCAGAUUUAUAUUUGCCAGGUGAGAACCACUGCGACAGAUCACCAUAAAUAUUCUGUAAAGACUUUGGCUCAUUCCCUGCACACAAAUUCAUCCCAAAGCUGAAAUAUUAGAUGGCGCAUAAACUACACCUUCUGCCUGUGUUUUCUCCUUGAGCUGGAGACAGGGUCUCAUCUGGUUGCCUUGACCACAUAAAGGCUUUACAAGGCUUUUUAAUUUUCACUCUAUUAUGUUUGUGGCAGAAAACCAUAACUCUUUGGUAAUUGUCCAUUAUGGAAAGACAGGAGAGGAGGGGGACGGACACAUCUGGUCCCAUUCAAUAGCCAAUCUCGUCUGUGUUGAGCAUGAAAACCUCAGACAUGUGCUCACACACACAGAGACACACUAGACACACAUUAUCACCAGCAUGAACCUUAGUGUGAUUAAAGGGGUGUGACUUGGCAUAUUAAUACAUUAUCCCCUUUCCAUUAUUUAUGAGUUACAUUUGAAUGGUGGUUAUCUCAAUCUAGCGCACCCCCCACCAAUGAAGCUGAGGUUACAUUGCAUUCUUGUGUCCUUAUGCACAGAAAUGGUUUUUAUGUUUAAUAGUAUUUAUUUCUCAUAAUUAUAGGAUGGUAUGUGCAAAUCUCCCUCUGUGAUUUAGGCUUUUUUUUUUAAAUUUCAGAAUCUCUUUCUAUAACACCCAUUUCUGCUGCAGUAUGUCAGGGCUGAGAUUAGGUUGUGCAGUCAGAUACAGUCACCAUGUGAGAAAGUAGAGUUAGGAUACACUGGCGCAGGAGCACCAAAUAGGCAAAAAGAAGGUAAUGUGGUUCAUCAUAGUAGAAAAUGUGUUUUAUUAAUGUCUUGUUAGACUAUUUGGCAGGACCCAUAAUGUUUAAAUAUUAACUGUUACAGCAGGUUCAUUUCUAUCUUUUUCACUUCUCCAUCGACACAUCAUAUCACUCCCUCCCUCCCUCCUCCACCUUUACUCACCGGUGUGUUUCCACCCGCUCCGUUUUUCUUCUCUUCCUGUUCUCUCCUCCGACCCUGGGGUGACUUUGUCCUUGAGUGCCGGCUAACCCUCAAAACGUUGUUAUGGAAAUGGUUAAAAGUGACUGUGAAUCAACAUCUUGAAGGACGACUUCUCCCUCCCAUUCUGGCUCUCACCUGGUGGCUCUGGUUUCUAGGGAACCGGUUUGUACAGUGACAGGGCAGGCACUCGUAGGAUUUGAUGGGUAAAUACAGAUAAGAAGUAACCAGCUGACGGGGAAACUUGUGUAUGAAGAAGGAAAGACUCUAACUGCCUUAUAGAUGCCAGUAAAACUAGUUUGAAGAGACGUUCCGAGAUGGAUAAACACUGUGGGAGUAGCAGAAGAGAGGAAACCCAGCUGUACUGGAGAGGAGUGCUCACAGAGAGGAAAGACAAAGCUGGCCGUCUCCAGUCCAAGAAAGCUGAUGAGAAGGCCUGUGUGGCGGUGAAAACUGAACACUCCAGAGCUCUGGGCAGUAGCCCGGCGUACGAGCAGAGUAAUUCACCCAGCGUGCAGGCGUGUCUGAGUCGGGCAAGCGGUGGGACCAGUAAUAAGAGCAGGGGAGGGGUCAAUGGAAGAGGCCCUGGCAGCAGGGCUCAGUUGCGAUCCAAACCAGAAGUGCCUCCAAAGCCACUACAUCUCCAGAGCCCGGUGACGGAGCUCUCGUCCCCGCUGAGUUGCAUCCAGAGACCACAGCUUAGACUGGGCAUGGAGGAGGGUGGAGGAGGAAGAGGAGGAGGAAGAGGAAGAGGGGUUGCGAACCGAGAAAAAGUCCGGGACAAACACUCCAAAGUCUCAGACCUUAUCAGCCGUUUUGAGGAGAACAGCAAUACAGACAACAAGAAAGACGGCUCACCACUCAAACAGAUCAGCAAAUCGUCCAACUGCAGCCCAGCUCACCGUGCCCUCCAGAAGCAGACUGAGACUGGCGAGAUUCAGGAGAACCAUUCCUCCGUACCAGCAGAAAAGCAGGAUGCACACAAGCCAGCAUCUAACGGGGUGAUAGCACAGAUGGAGGACAAGGGGAAGGAGGUCAAACAGGAGAGGAACAAUGGAAGUGUGAGAAUAGAGACUGCCGGGCUGGUUAAUGGAGAUAUGGGGGACGGGAGCACAGUACAGAGUGAUGAUCAUUCACCUCCACACACAGACAGGACUGCUACAGAAGGCCAUACAGAGAAUGAGGACAGUGGGUCUCAAACAGAAAAUCAGCACAAGAUGGAAGACCAUAAGGAGACAAAUGAACAGAAGCUGUUUAAGAUCGCCAGUGAGCUCUUGCAUACAGAGAAGGCCUACGUGGCGCGACUUAACCUUCUGGACCAGGUAUUCUUUGCUAAGCUAAUGGAGGAGGCAAAUAAAGGGACAUUCCCUGUGGAGGUAGUGAAGAACAUCUUCUCCAACAUCUCCUCCAUCAAUGCCUUUCACAGCCAGUUUCUGCUUCCAGAUCUGGAGAAACGCAUGGGAGAAUGGGCGUCCACACCUCGCGUUGGAGACAUCUUGCAGAAACUCACACCCUUCCUCAAGAUGUACGCAGAGUAUGUGAAGAAUUUCGAAAAGGCCAUGGAGCUGCUUAAACAAUGGACUGAUCGUUCGCCUCAAUUCAAGGCCAUCAUUCAGGAGAUACAGAGUCAAGAAGUCUGUGGAUCCCUGACACUUCAGCAUCACAUGCUGGAGCCUGUGCAGAGAAUUCCUCGCUACGAGAUGCUGCUUAAAGACUAUCUAAAGAAGCUGCCUCAGGAUGACUCCGACCGACGAGAUGCAGAGAAAUCUUUGGAAAUUAUCGCCACUGCAGCUACUCACUCUAACAGCGCUAUACGAAAAUCUGAGAAUCUGAAGAAACUGCUCGAGAUAUAUGAGAUGGUGGGUGAGGAGGAGGACAUUGUUAACCCCUCUAAUGAGUUCAUCAAAGAGGGCCACAUCUUAAAGCUGGCAGCCAGGAACACCUCAGCCAUGGAGCGAUACCUCUUCCUGUUCAACAACAUGCUGUUGUACUGCGUGCCCAAAUUCAGCCUGGGGGGGGCAAAGUACACAGUGAGGACGCGGAUUGGCAUCGACGGCAUGAAGGUCCUGGAAACAACCAACGAGGACUACCCCCAUACUUUCCAGGUGUCAGGGAAGGAAAGGACAUUGGAGCUACAGGCCAGCUCAGAGCAGGACAAGGCAGACUGGAUUAAGGCCUUCCAGGAGACCAUUGAGAUCUUCCAGCAAAAGAAUGAGUCGUUCAAGAACGCGUUGAAAGACGUGGAGGAAGUGUCGAAGGCAGAGCUGGGGAAGCGUGCCCCACGAUGGAUCCGCGACAAUGAAGUGACAAUGUGUAUGAAGUGCAAAGAGCCCUUCAAUGCUCUGACACGGCGGAGACACCACUGCAGAGCCUGCGGCUACGUGGUGUGCUGGAAGUGUUCAGACAAUAAGGUGGCACUGGAAUAUGAUGGCAACAAGACAAAUAAAGUCUGCAGAGACUGCUUCUCCAUCCUGACCGGAGAAAGGAUAACUGAGGGCAAGAAGAAGGGCAUCCUGGAGAUCGAGGCAGCGCAGUUCACAGGCAGUAGCAUCAUGUGUGGCUUCCUGCAGUACUGUGAGAAGAACAAACCCUGGCAGAAGGUAUGGUGCGUCAUCCCUGAGAAGGAGAGUCUGGUGCUCUAUCUCUACGGAGCUCCACAGGACGUGAGGGCCCAGUGUACUAUCCCCCUCCUGGGCUACUCUGUCGAUGACAGCACCCGGCCCACCGACCCUCCAGCUAGCUUCCGCCUUUCUCAGUCCAAGUCCAUCCACAACUUUGCUGCUGAGAGUGAAGAGCUUAAACAGCGCUGGCUAAAGGUGAUUCGAGUGGCAGUGACAGGAGAGAUACCAGAAUGUCCUCAGACCAACUGUGGCAGUGCCAACAUGGACAACAACAACACACAAGAAGCUGGCAGUGAUAGCACAUAAGGAUGCAAACAAACUGCCUUUGGGAUUGCUCAAGAAAGACAAAAUGUCCAGUUGUAUGCUACACGCCUGAAAUAUAACUGCACACUCUAAAUGCUGUCCUUAAAUCUGAAUCUUAAAGACAAAGUGGGAAAAAUCAGUGCUGGAUAAGCUGCCUUCCUUUGCCACUCUGUUGAUCCCUGGAUUCUUCUUAGAUUUUCUCAUAAACCCACACAUGAACUUCUACUAGAGCUGGACUACUAAAGGACAUGUGAUACAAUCCACACUAGAUCAAAGGGGUCUCAGGGUUGAUUGACUCCCCUCAAACAGGCACUAUUUAGGACAGCUCAAACUUAGUCUUCAUAGACUCUUAACCUGUGUCAGCUCCCCUUGAGCCAGUGGACAACCACAGACUUCAGCAGUACCCUGUACAGGAUGUGAUUCGAAGCAAGAGGACAGUGCAAACUCAGUCUGCUGGUGCUGUAACUCAACUAUCUGUACCUGUACAGUAUAAAUGGUUUGCUGUUUUCUUUUCAAAAAGGAACAUGUGCGUUUUCAUGUACAGAAACUAGUUCAAACCUUUUAAUAAUAUAGAAUGCAUCUAAGUAUGAUAUAAAGUAUUUACAGUAUUCCUGCUCUUCUUCGCUUGAGAAGAUGGUUUCAGUCUGAGAAAAUGAUCAUGUAGUUUGAUCAUGAUGGUCUCAUCUCAUUCUCUCAUCCCUCAGUGAAAAUUCAUCACCAGUCUAGAAGCACAAUGUCUCUUUGCCAUCGGUUGGAAAAAAAAAAAACAAAAACAAAAAAAUGAUUGCAAAACCAUUAAAUUCACCAAAUGUGAAAUUUUUUUGGCCUAUCCAGUUUAAGAAAUACUUAGCAACUGCUUCAUCACAUUGAUGCAAGUAUCCUAUAACUCCAUUAUUACAACAAAUCCUUCAUGCUCAUUGAUUUUUCAACAUUGUCCACAGUGGAAACCAUAGAUAUUCAACAGGGGACUCCACCAAUUCAGCAUUGCUCUUCCAUAAAGUUUAGAUAGCUGCAAGGCAGGUUUUUACAAACGAAAAAAUUGAAGCAGCAGAGGUCAGGAUGAACUAAGUCAGAAAUCCAGAAUCCUACCAUAAUGCAAAUACCUACAUACAUUAGAUCUGCCCUGCCUGCUAAUCACGACAUUUUCUGUAAUAUAUUUUAAAUCUCAAGCCGAACUAAAGAUGAUGCUGUGGUGAUGUCAUCAUCAUGGAUUAUUUUUUCACACUUUAGAAAGCUCCCAGCAGAGCCCCAGAUGCCAUUACACAACUGUUUUCUUGGCUUGAGUCGUACCCUUCAAGACAGGUAAUCUGACCAUCAUGUGUGAAAUCAGUGGAGUGGCCUUUUAAAGGUAAAACUACAUGAAUGGAAAGAAUGUAAUGAUGUUAAUAAUCUGUUCAUGCUGUCAGAAAAACCCCUGUGGCCUGGACAGCGCUGAGGGUGAAAGGUAGAUGCUCGUCCACCUGGAGGACAGGACCUUCAGGAUCAUCAUUGUCCUUGUGUGGCAGGGUUCUCAAUUUAGAUGCAAAUGCAGCACAAUCACGGAUAUAGCAAAGCUGGUGCCAGAAAUGUAAAUGUGUUUUAAUGCUGUAAUUAAUUUUAUUAUUUAAAGUAAUUUAUGGAGUAUGAAAAGCAUGACCUGUUAAAAGUAGCACAAAGUCGUUCCCUCACUGUCAACUAAGAAGUGCAGUAGGUAGAUGUUAUUUUUUUCCCCGAGAGCAGAUGAUUUUUCCACUAACUUGUCAAGCUUGGUUGUUCAGCGUGACAGCGACCGGUCAUAGAGCUGGAAGGACCGUGUUCAUUCACACAUGUAUACACACACACACACACCCUCCACUCGAUGCUGGUGCUCAUGUGAGUCUCACCCACCCUGAACUCUUUCCCCUCCUCAUUGUUGAAGAUUUAAAAAAAACAAAAAAAAACAAAAAAAAAAAAAACAAGAGCACAAAACGUUCCUAGCUGUAAGAUCUGAAUGUAUAUCCAGAUUUUUUUGAGUGCUCUCAUCCUCUUCCCCAAAGGUCUGAGAAUCUGCGCACUUUACAGUCUUAUAAAGUGUACCUUCAAAGAAAUAAAACCAGAUUAAAUAUGA